UUCAUUCGCGCGGAACGCCUCCUCGCGCUCCCUCCAGUGCUGACGCGGCUGCGCGUGUUUACGUGAGGCGACGGCUCCCGUUUCCUGGCGGAGAAGAUGGCGGCUCCUGGUCCAGGGGAGUAUUUCAGCGUCGGGAGCCAUGUCUCCUGCAUCACCUGCCUGGGGCAGCGCCUGCAAGGAGAGGUCGUCGCUUUUGACUACCCUUCCAAGAUGCUGACUUUGAAAUGCGCCCCGUCCAGCGGCAAACCCAAUCUCAGCGACGUGGUGCUUGUUAACCUGGCCUAUGUGUCAGAUGUGGACGUCAUCAGUGACCGUGCUGAAACUCCUCCCCCUUUAGCAUCUCUUAAUUUUAACAAGCUUGUAACUAGAGCACGGGCAGAAAAGGAAGACAAGUUGUCGCAAGCUUAUGCAGUUAGUGCUGGUGUAUCUGUAGAGGGCCAGCAGCUGUUCCUGACCAUUCAUAAAACCAUCAAAGACUGCAAAUGGCAGGAGAAAAACAUCAUAGUGAUGGAUGAUGUGGUCAUCAGUCCGCCAUAUCAAGUGGACAACUGUAAAGGCAAAGAGGGCAGCGCUUUAAGCCACGUGCGGAAAAUAGUGGAGAAACAUUUUCGAGAGGUGGAGAGCCAAAAAUCAGUGCAGCAUUCACAGCAAGCUCAACAAACACAGAAAGACUCUGCUUUAUCAUCAUGAGCCCAGGCUCAGAGAGGGAACAUUAUGCUGACAAAGGAAGUGUUGUUUGUUUUAAAUUAAUAUUUUCUGAUGUUUUUGUUUUGUUUUUUUUAACCAAUCGCCAGGCAAAGGUUGAGAUAGCUGAUACUCAGCGUUUUGAGCAGGGAUGACGGUCCUACACAUCUGAAGAGAAAAACUGCUUCCACUGACAAAAGAGAGGGCAAAAAAUAGAGUGCCAUCUUAGAAUAUCAUGUCAUGUAAAAAAACAUUUGACAUCCCUUCCAACAUCACUCACCCCCCCAGUCCCACCCCGUUGGAUCUCCUUGUUUUUUUCCCUCCUGUCAUCAAAUAAACCACUUGUCCAUUUCAUCUUGCUUGGAUAGCCAACAAAGAAAUCACAUUAUCUCUUCUAAUCCGUAAUCUUCCUUUCUACCAUUACAAAAUGUGACACUAAGUGUGUGAGGGUAGAACAAAAACUAUUUUCUUAAGUUAUAAAGCCUUUCAGACUGGAUAAAUAGAGUUUGAUUUCCUUGGCUCUCAUGCCGGGUUUAUUUUUGGUUUUUAGUUUUAGAUUGACGGAGAGCUGAAGGUGGAGUAAGGGGAAAUUGAACUGCACUUAGCAUCUACCCUUAGCAUCUAAUUUUCCAAAACAUUUUUUAAUAUAAAACUCCCUUGUUUUACUUUUUAAAUGUCACUUUUUAAGUGAUAGACGAAGGAGUAACACUCAUGAGUACUGUAAGCAUCCUUUCAGUUUACGUGUAAUAUAUUAUGUUGCAAUUUUCUUCCAUAUUUGGUCCUUGCCAUUUUGAAUACUUCUUCCAUAGUGGGACCAUUUUCUAUGAUGCAAUGUUUGUAUUAUUGUUAUUAUUUCCGAACACAUCCAAACUGGAAGGGUACAUGCAGUGACCGAUGAGAGACUCGCAUUUCUUCGUUAUUGCAGCUUCGGUAUGUGUCAGCGUUAGACGGCUCAUAUCUUGCUCAUCUCUCGCGACAGGACUGAUCUCUUUUCUGAACGGGAAUAUUUGUAAUCACCUAUUUGGGAAAAGGAAAUGUUUAAGCGAAAUCUUGCCAUGUUAAGAGACUGGGACAGGGGGGACGGGCAGCACUGGCUCAAAGCAGAAACCCUCCCGGUCCCAGCCUCGUGAACCUUGUAGCCUGGUGGAGGCUCUAGCAGUGGCGCCAAGCUGUGACGGGCAUCUGCGUUACAUACCAGUUUAUAUCGCUGUGUGUUAACGGGGUUGCUGUUCGCCUAUAGGUUUCUUUCGCAGUAUUUUAUUUUUUAUUUUUAAAUAGUAAUGAAGAAAUAAAAAAGAGAAAAUCUCA
This is a messenger RNA of Onychostoma macrolepis, 1992 nucleotides long. RefSeq names its product LSM12 homolog a (gene lsm12a). The transcript has 5 exons. NCBI's taxonomy places the organism in Eukaryota, Metazoa, Chordata, Actinopteri, Cypriniformes, Cyprinidae. The record is from RefSeq and is a predicted model, not a curated record. Bases 97 to 690 code for a protein of 197 amino acids. Gene Ontology annotation, molecular function: RNA binding.